CUUGGAUCGAACUGAUUUAGAAACCAAGUACUGAGGAGAUGGGAAGAAUUUAACCGAACCGGGCCUUUUGGGGAAAGCGGAUUCAUUCUACAGCCAGAUAAAUUAUAUUUGAACUCGAGAAUCCCGUCGAAAGACCAGGACCGAGACGGGCAGUGGAUCCUCAGACCGGUUUUACUCCCCCCCCUCCUCUUCCUGGUCCGGACUGUUUUGUCCAGGGCCCGGGAACUGAUAUCAGUUUAUGUUUACGGUACACCAGUUGAGUCAGUGUCGUAGAACUGGUACCAGUUUGUUAAACGGCAACGCCAGUGACACAAUCGUCAUUGGACUGGUGCCAGGUAGGUUUAACCGGAAUACCAGUUAAAUCAGAAUCUGGGGACUGGUACCAAUUUGUUAAACGGCAACACCAGUUAAAUCAGCAUCUGUCUGGUCGUGGGUCGGGUUGUGUUCUGGGUCAUGCAGUUUGUGAAGUUGGUCAGAUAGUCAACGUUCAGGUUAAUGUUCAUCUUCAGCACGUUUCCACGUUCCCGACUGACGGUACCGGGCCGCCCGACGCGUUAAGAUGUCAGCCAGAACUCCUCUCCCGACUGUCAGCGAGCGGGACGCCGAGAAUGUGCCCACAUGUUUCAGAGCCUGCCCAUCAACGGGAUCAAUGAAUUGACAGCAGCAUCAGAGCGGGCAGCUGCUGGGUCUGUGUGGCAUUCAGCAGGCAGGACUCAGGAUGAGAAGCUUCCAUCACUUCACUCACACCUCCCACAGUGAAGGUCGUAAUGAUGUGGCCUCGCGCUUCACCCGGUCCGGGACUCGCUGCCGAAACUCCAUCACCUCCUGUAAUGACGAGCAUCCGCACAUCGGAAACUACCGCCUCCUCAAAACCAUCGGCAAGGGAAACUUUGCCAAAGUCAAACUGGCUCGGCACAUCCUGACUGGCAGAGAGGUGGCCAUUAAAAUCAUUGACAAGACCCAGCUGAACCCUACCAGCCUGCAGAAGCUCUUCAGGGAAGUCCGAAUUAUGAAAAUUUUGAAUCACCCCAACAUUGUCAAGCUGUUUGAGGUGAUUGAGACAGAGAAAACUCUGUACCUGGUCAUGGAGUAUGCUAGUGGAGGGGAGGUGUUUGACUACCUCGUAGCUCACGGGAGGAUGAAAGAGAAGGAGGCCAGAGCUAAAUUUAGACAGAUCGUGUCAGCCGUGCAGUAUUGUCACCAGAAACACAUAGUUCAUCGAGACCUUAAGGCGGAGAACCUGCUGCUCGAUGCCGACAUGAACAUAAAAAUCGCAGACUUUGGUUUCAGUAAUGAGUUCACCGUGGGUAGCAAAUUGGACACCUUCUGUGGUUCACCUCCCUACGCCGCCCCUGAACUGUUUCAGGGCAAGAAGUAUGACGGUCCUGAGGUGGAUGUCUGGAGUCUGGGGGUGAUCCUCUACACACUGGUCAGUGGCUCACUGCCUUUUGACGGACAAAACCUCAAGGACUUGAGGGAGCGUGUGUUGCGGGGUAAAUAUAGAAUUCCCUUCUACAUGUCUACUGACUGUGAGAACCUCCUCAAACGCUUCCUCGUUCUCAAUCCCAUGAAGAGAGGAACACUGGAGCAAAUCAUGAAGGAUCGAUGGAUCAAUGCUGGCUGUGAAGAUGAGGAGCUGAAGCCCUUCAUCCAACCAGAGCUUGACAUCAGUGAUCAGAAGAGGAUAGACACCAUGGUGGGGAUGGGUUACUCAAGAGAAGAAAUCCAAGACUCCCUCAGCAAAAUGAAAUAUGAUGACGUAACUGCCACCUAUUUGCUGCUGGGACGCAAGGCCACUGAGGCAGAGCUCAGUGAUUCUAGUUCCAGCAGUAAUGUUUCUCUGGUGAAGGUUCGUCCUGCCAGUCAGCACAGCAGCAAUCAGUCUCCUGCCCAUCUCAAGGUCCAGCGCUCCACUUCCUCCACCCACAAACAACGACGCUACAGCGACCAAGCUGGGCCAGUUCUCCCUGCAGGAGGUUACCCCAAGCGGAGUCAGACAAUGAUGGCGGCAGAUGGGGAGGUGAAGGAAGAAGUGGGAGCUCAAAACAGGAAGUCCAGUACAGUCGGGGGGAGGGGAGGUGCCCCUCCUAGCCCCGUGUUGGGUAGUGCGAACAACCCCAACAAGGCAGACAUCCCAGACCGCAAGAAGAGCUCCACCACAGCCAGUGGUGUGUCAGGAGGUAUGACCAGGAGGAAUACCUAUGUGUGUACUGAGAGGAGUGCAGCCGACCGUCACGCUGUCAUUCAGAAUGGCAAAGAGAACAGCACGGUCACCACAUCCACCCAAAAAACUGCAGAUGGAGCCUCCACCCACAGUGUCAGCAGUGGAGCCACGCCCCCAGACAGACUGCGUUUUCCGCGGGGGACGGCUAGUCGCAGCACUUUUCAUGGCGAUCAGCUCCGCGAACGCAGGACCGCUACCUACAAUGGCCCCCCCGCAUCCCCCACCCUCUCCCAUGAUGCCACACCCCUGUCCCAAUCCCGAAGUCGUGGCUCCACCAACCUCUUCACCAAACUCACCUCCAAACUUACCCGCAGAGCUGCUUCUGAGGUUGAGAAGAAUGGGAGACUGGAAGGUUCCAGUCAGAAGGUGACAGAGCAGGAGGAGGAGCCUGUCCCCUCAGCACCCGCCCACUUUAAGGAUAGUAAGCCUCGUUCUCUGCGCUUCACAUGGAGCAUGAAGACCACGUCGUCAAUGGAGCCUGUAGACAUGAUGAGGGAGAUUCGCAAGGUUCUGGAUGACAACAGUUGUGACUAUGAGCAGCGCGAGUACUUCCUGCUGCUCUGUGUCCAUGGUGACGGACAUGCUGAGAGCCUCGUCCAAUGGGAGAUGGAGGUUUGCAAGUUGCCCCGUCUCUCUCUUAAUGGCGUGCGCUUCAAGAGGAUCUCCGGGACGUCCAUUGCCUUCAAGAACAUCGCCUCCAAGAUUGCCAAUGAGCUCAAACUGUAGACAUAGAGACAAAUGAUAAGAGAUUAGUUAGAAUCUUAACAAGUAUGAGAAAACAGCAGAGCCUCUGACAACCUCACACCUACUGUAGAACCACAAGCAAAACCAGCUCCAGCUCCAGAAUAUUAUUCUGUAUUAUUAUAACUGUUAUUGUUCCCAUUCUUGUUCAUGUUUACCAUAAUGGAGACUGGAGUGUGGUGCUGGUAAGGGUUGUGAAGCCCUGCUACUAACUGUCCUACCUGCCCCAGAGUGGGGUGCGAGUUGGUAUUUGGGGGGGGGGGGGAUAUAUCAGAAUUCCUCUUUGUCCUUCUCUGUGAAAUGUCAACACAACAUGGCAGCUGGACCCAGCGGGCUGUCAGCAGAUUGCACACACGAUGAAGAGGAUAUGGGUGAUAUUUCUGACGCUAUGUUAGCAAACAACAUGCAGUGGUCCCUAAUGCACAUGCACACACUCACACGCACGCACACACACACACACACACAUACACACACACAUACACACACAUACACGAGGCUCUGAAGCUCCUGUUUGUUCUGAGUGGGGCAGACCUGGCCUGUAAAGGCUCUGCUGUAUGGGGUUUCCCUAUCCCAGAGAACAGGGGCACUAACGGCACACUUCUUCAGACACCCUGAGGAUCGGCAGCUGCUGCAGUGAAUUAUGGGAUUAUGAGUUAUUUGGUUAUAAAAGAAAGGUUAUGUGAGAAGAGAUUAGGUCUGGUUUGUAUUUGCUGGCUUGGAUGCUGUCACAGUGGAUGUUUAGUUUGGUUUUUAAUGGUCCUGCUGUUAAUGACAUGUCAGGAGGUUUGGUCCCACCCACCAAAGCUGUUAUGUUCUGGUUCCACUAUGACAGCAUGGACCUGGUUUUGUUUCUGAAUGUUGAUAUAUUGAAUCUGCUUCUUUUCUAAGUCCAGGUUCAGAUCCCCGAGAGAUGGAACUCUUGUUGGUACCAUCGCUACGGCUCAUCAUUGUUAUUAAACACCUUGAACA
Lampris incognitus (smalleye Pacific opah) is the source of this 3934-nucleotide messenger RNA. RefSeq names its product MAP/microtubule affinity-regulating kinase 3-like. The coding region runs from base 719 to 2950 and encodes 743 amino acids. The transcript is spliced from 19 exons. Gene Ontology annotation, cellular component: plasma membrane; cytoplasm. Lineage: Eukaryota; Metazoa; Chordata; Actinopteri; Lampriformes; Lampridae. The record is from RefSeq and is a predicted model, not a curated record. Gene Ontology annotation, molecular function: ATP binding; protein serine/threonine kinase activity. Gene Ontology annotation, biological process: protein phosphorylation; intracellular signal transduction.